Molecule: messenger RNA, 9279 nt
Organism: Pseudo-nitzschia multistriata
Lineage: Eukaryota; Bacillariophyta; Bacillariophyceae; Bacillariales; Bacillariaceae
Source: the annotation of a GenBank genome assembly
ACGUUGUUUUCCACAGGCUGUCAAGAACGCAUUUGUUGACGAUUUAUACCAGCUCUCUCUUCUUAAUUGCAAGGUUCAGGUUCCGUCAUUUUCACUACCCAUCCAUCUUGUUCGGUACACUCGAAAAAUUCAUGAGGUUUGCACUUGAGUUUGUUUGUGGAGCAUCCCUCGUACUUGAAGUCGUAAGAGCAAACAAGACCCACUUCGUAAUCGUAUUUGUCUGAGGUACAGCUAGUUCCAGCUCUCGGUUGCUUGGCGGGGCACAGAUCGGCUGGUUCAACGGUAGGGCACAACUUACAGGUCUCUCCGACCGGCAAAUCCUCUGAUAUGCCCUCGAAGUCCUGAAUGAUAACCUCGCAGUCCAAGGGCUUGGUCUCUGCUACUUCCCACGUAUUGAAAUCAGAGUUGCAGGAGAAGUAACUAGUGGGCGAACACCGAAGGUCGUCAAAGCUACAUCCAUCGAAUUUGAAGUUGUACAUGCAGUCCUGUUUGCCCCCAUUGUAGCUCGAGCAAUCCGUCCCAGGAAUGGGAGCAGAAAGAGGACAACCGCUCGGAUCGCACGAUUUAUCAGCGCCCUCAUAAUAACAUGCCGGACGCAUCGUGUAUUGAAGCUGCCAUCGGUCCGACUUGCCAUCGGGCUCUUCCAUACAGGUGUAGUAUUUUGUGGGAGCGCAUGUCAGACUGUCGGCAUCGCAUCCUAUAGUUUUAUAGUCGUAGUGACACUCGUCCUUGCCCUCGUAGCUUGAGCAAUCUGUACCAUGCAUGGGCUCUUUCAAGGGACAUUCUUCGGGGUCGCAGGCUACCUGGCCCUGUGGCGACCCGUCGGGGCAUUUCGCAAUCGAGAAAAUAGACAUUUGCCAUUUGUUGUCAUCAGUACAUUUCAAUGAGGUUGUGGGGAAGCACCCGUGACUAUCGUCGAAGCCGUCACACCCAAAGGUUUUGUAGUUAUACAUGCAACUAAACUCGCCUUCGUAGCUACUGCAAUCCGAACCGUUCUUGGGUUGCGAUACGGGGCAUUCCUUUGGAUCACAGUAUUCUCCAAACACCGAGAGAUAGGGCAUCUCACCAAAAUCAGACCCACAUAACGCUGGAUUGACUGCAACACUGGUUUGCCAGACGUUGUUGCUACAAACACUGGCUUUCGAAGGAGUACACUGCAUUGUAUCAUCGCUGCAUCCAUUGUAGCGGUAGUCAGUGUAGCAUGUGAGGCCAUCCAGGUACUCGGAGCAGUCCAUAGUUGGUUCUUCGAAAUAGCUCUCUGCACUCGGUAUUCUGUCGAAAGCUGGGACAGCCGAAUCUACUUUGGCACCCAAGAAUUUAGGGCAUUUCGUAAUUGGACUCGAUGGUGGUGGGAUUGGGUCUGUUGGUACGUUGCGACUGACGUCUUCACAGACCACCCCGCAUGUUUCGGGGCAGGCCUCUCGGACCCUUCUCUUCACACAGAGCCUCUCUUUGUUCUGUGGCUUCCUUGAAAUCCAGUCGCAGCUUUUUCUCUCUUUGUCGUUCCAGCGCCAACUGGGGUCGUUUUUGCAGGGGUCUCGUGGCGGAGUUUGUUCCAACGGUGGCAUAGGGUCCGUUGGUCCGUUGCGAUUGAUCAAGUCGUUGCAGUCCACCCCACAAGUUUCGGGGCAGUUUGUUUUGACCCUUUUCUUCUCGCACAGCCUUGCUCUUUUGUCUGGAUUUUUCCCGAUCCACUCGCAGGUUUUUCUCUCUUUAUCGUUGUAGCGCCAAUUUGGCUUGUCUUUGCAGAUGGUAUCUAGAGGCGCAUCAUUGCCUAUUUCUGUAUCCUCGAGUUCGGGUUCCAUUGCAUGGAUCGGGGCGGCACCAGAGCCGAGAAACACCACGGCCAAUACAGUGAAUUUAGAGGCCGUGGAACGAAGGAAGGAAACCAUUUUUUUUCAACAAUGAAGGAGGUCGAUGGAUUGGAUUGGAUCGGUUUUGGUGUAUGUUAGAUUGAGUUGUCUCUAGAAGUUGUUGUUCCUACAGUAUUUUGAGAUGAGUAUUUUUCUAUCCGAUCGAAAAGAGAAUUGUGCUUUUGGAGUGGUAAACGAUAGUUCUACAAUCGAUGAACCUUGUGCCUGUCAUUGAGUACCUACGAUUCCAUUGCUCCGUGUUCGUCGAUAGCAACACGAAUCAUGGAAACAGGAUCGUUCCUACAUGGACCGGAGUUGAAUUUCGGUGAGGGAAUGAUAGAUUGCUGUCGCCAAAAUCGGUGUAUGAGAAAAAUGGGGCGGUAUGUAUGCAUCAGAAAACAAAUAUUGCAAUGUUACCCGUACUCUCGUACUGUACUGCUCAAAAUUGAAGUUGACAUUCUCUUAAGUGUUGGGAAUUGGGAAUCCCAUGAAAAGAAAUCUAGUGUCAUUGAUACUUAUUUUUUACUCGUACAAGAAUUAAUUGCCCGCGCUCCCGUGCAAUCCCGUAAGCAGGUCAGUCAACCGAAGGAUCCAUUCGUGCCCAAUUGCCGAAAAAAGCUCCGGAAUUUGUGUAAUAAUCACUCGUACGAUACGAUUGAAUCAUACGGUACGAUUCAUACGUAUUGGAUCUUACGACUCAUACGAUUCAGACUGUUUGAUACGGGGUACUGUAUGUUUUAGCAUACAUACGUACAUACUGUUGGUCGCGGGCCAUUCAAACCAGUACCAAAUGACCCUAAAGACAACUCUUAAUGACCACUUAACACAGCAUUCACAGUUUUGGCGCCUAUCGCUAAUACACUGUGUAUGCAGGGGAAGCUUCCAGCAGCAGUCCCUUUUACACACCACACUUCCUCUUUAUCUAAGAAUCUUGCACGAGAUUACGUGUACUCUCAGUAUGUUUUAAGUGUGUAUGAAAAUUGAAAAAUAAGAUUAGAUUUAUUCGUAGAGUACCCAGCGCGUUCACAAGAAUUCUGAAGUUCCAAUUAGAUCCUCAUGUAGACCUGGUAGGGAAUCUACAUGGAGGUUCUUCCAUUCCGGACUCGUGACAUCUCAGUUCUUCGUGAGGUAUUCUCGAAUAGUAUCUUAGACCUCUCACGAUCCUCAAUAUGAUGGAUUGUAUGAUCUAUAUGUAUUAAUAGUACAUUAUGAUAUGUAGGUAGGAAUGGUAUGUCCAUCCAUUCCAAGGGAGCACUGUAUGUACGUGUGCUUCCUUUAUAGUACGUACGUAUACUUCCGAUACAGUGUGUACGUAUCUGUUGCAUUAUCCUGGACAGUAAUAUUGCUCCAAUAUAUUGCAAUAUUACUCACUACUAAACCGUAGCAAUCAUAUCUUCAAUAUUUUCAACAGGGGGUUCCUCCUCUGCUGCUGGGUUUUCAGGAGUGGCAUUUGCAUUAGUUCUUUUGUGAGGAACAAGCUUUCUGAUAUUGACAGUCUCACAUACGUUGUCACUUCUUUGCAACACCACCGUCCCAUUAGUGAAGGACCGUGUAAUCUUUGGGACAAUUUGUCUGGUUCAUAGUAUUUCAUGUAAGCUUGUUGUCUGACCUGAUAUUUGAAGGGUAUUCUCCGGGCAUUUUCUCUCCCAAGGUUCUCAUCGAUUUGGUGUUGUCUUUUAUCUCUGAUAAGGUUCAAAUCAGCWAUGAGUGGGAUAUCCAUUACCAUGUCUCUGUUGUAGACUAAAGCGCCUGGUGAAGUCUUUACAGCUGCAUUCACUGCACACCUGGUAGCAUGCAUGGCUGAAGCAAGGGCAUUGUCAAUAAUCUGAUCUUCAUCAAACUCAUCUCCCUCAGGCAGACUUGAAUGAAGAGUAGCUCUCAAUACAUUGGCAAUUGUCUGAUGAACUCUUUCACAAACUGCAUUUGCUUAUGGAUUUUUCACGGUGGUUUGGACACUCUUAAUUCCGUAUUGAUUCAAGAGCUGUUUGAAUGGGCUUCCAAUGAAUUCUUUGCCAUUGUCAUGGACACACCUGUUGGGUCAUGGAUAUCUUGACAGCCAACAGUUUGCGAAUUGCUCUGCAACAUGUUCACUUGAUUUGUUAUUGAUCCUGAUGAUUUCCAAUAAGUUGGUGACUGGAUCAAUGCAAGUGAGGGCAUUGAUCACUAAUUCAGUUUCAUCCGGGAGAAGGAUUUUCCAAGGACCAAUCAAAUCCACACAUACUUCAUUCCAUGGAACAAGCUGCGCCUCACGAGCUGGUAAUAAGCCAUGUCCCUGUCCUUGCUGUUUGAAUCKGUGGCACUCAUCCGGACACUGAUAUUGUUUGCAUCUUAGGCUGAGUAGGGGAGCAUAAAACCUAGCACUGAUAGUUUCAUAGAGCCGGGUGCUGCCACAAUGCCCUAAUAGUAGAUGAUACCAUCUGAGGGUCUUGUCUACGAGGCCGUCAGGCAAGUAGAUCUUCCAGUUAUUAUCAUUUGUGGACACUGUGAGUAACUCAAAGGUGCCUAUCCUUCUCUUAACAUAUCGUUGAUCAGUUUCAAGCAGGUGUUGACACUGGGGGUCCUUGAGCUGAUAAGUGUAAAGGCUUGCAUUCGUUAUGGGGUUUUCCAUUUCUGAUACUGGUGGUAGAUUGAGCAAGCACUUGUAUAGUUCUGGCUCCAGAUAAAAUACAUCCUCUGGAUCCACCUGGGCUGUUAACUCUUUAAAAUUCACCACUGUUCCUUUCUUUUUCUCAUAUAUUUUCUUCUCUUUAUCCCCCACAGUGCACGGAUCCAUUCUGGGCACUCAAGAAAAACAAUCUGCAAGAACAUUCUUCUUGCCCGGGAUAUACUGCCAUGUGAUGUCAAAGCCCUCAAUGCUUAAUUUCCAUCUGAGAACUCGAGACUGGGACAGGGUUCGGAAGAUGAGAUUCUUAUGGUCAGUAUAUAUGAUGAUGCGGCCACCGUAUAACAUAUUUCUGUACUCUUUGAGACAAAGGAUGAUUGCCAACAGCUCUUUCUCCAUCGUGGUGUAGUUCAUUUGGGUUUUGUUUAGUUUCUUAGACCAAUAUGCAAUUGGUUUGUCAUUCUGGAGUAUUGCUGCACCAAGCUGAUAAUCAGAUGCGUCAGUGUAGAUAUGAAAGGGGUCUUUCAAAUUGGCAAAGGUGUUGAUUGCAUCAUGUGCAAGAAGAGCUUUCAUUUCCUCAAAGGCUUGAUUGCAAGCAGGGGUCCGUACGUAAGGUCCUGAGCCCGUGAGGGCUGUUAGCGGGGCCAAUACAUGUGAUCGGCGAGGCCACAUGGAUUUGUAUUAGUUCACUGCUAGGGGUGAGCCAAUAUCCAAGGCAAUCUGACUCUUUCACUGCCCAUUCACACUUCAAAGGGUUGCAUUUCAUCCCAUUGGAGGCUAGACGAAGGACUGGGUCGACCAAAGACAGAUGUUUGGUGAAUGGUCCUCUGGACCAAAUCCCCAUGUCAACGAUAUAGACUUCAACAUCAAGAUUGACCAAGAUCUUGGUUAUGAAUGCUUGGGCAUAAUCUGGAGACGAUUUUAGUCCCAUGGGCAAUCUUAGGCAUCUGUAAUUGCCGUGUGGUGUGGUGAGAGUGCAAAUCUUCUGGCUCUCUUCAUCCCAUUCAAAGCAGUAAAACAUCAUGGAAAGAUCAAUUUUGGUAAAAUGAUCAUAGCGUGUUCUCCUGUUCAAGAUGUCCUGGAUUUUGGGGAGAUUAAACUUAGGUCUCUUUAUCCUUUUGUUUAACUCUCUGAGAUCAACAAGCCAUCUGACUCGUCCAUCCUUCUUUGGAAUGAUAAAGGCCGGAAAGCCCCAUUCUGAAUUGCCAGUGGGGGCUAUCACCCCUUCAUCAACACGAUGCUAGCAUUCCCUUUUGAAGACAUCCUUGUGUCUGUAGGGAACUGGGUAUGGUCUUAUAUAAACUGGUUCUGCAUCAUCCAGCAGAUCAAUGUGGAUCUUUUCAUGAGGAUAUCGACCUAGUUUGCCGUCAAACAAACGUGUGUGUUUGGCUAACAUCUCUUUGAAUGCKAGUCUUUCUGAUAUAUUCAUGUGCUCUUGCUGGUCUGCAACCUGCUUUGGAGUCACCUUCUGGUACUGCGCGUCCAGGAUUUUUGUUGCCUCUUUGGCUCUGGCAGCAUCUGCUGCUAAAUAACUGUCCAAACCAAUUGUACGUCUGCAAUUUUGUGGUUGGCAGCUGCUUGGGGGGAGUAGAUGAAACUCUAUGAAUCCUCCAUCUAAGAGCUCAUUAUCCUCUGCAAUCCACAUGGCUUCCGCAACAUGCUGGGGAUCAUUGAAAUGAUCCACAGGUUUCAUAUCGAUGGUUGAGCCUAACCAUCUGAUAGUGCGUGUGGAAUAGAAGAGGUCUAUCCCAGUCAUCAAUAAGAAGUCCCUUCCUAGAAUCAUGUCAUAGUUGCAAGGGGCGGAGAAGAGCCUUGCAUUGAUUCCUCUCGUGUACUUUCCAUUGCCAAACUCUGGGAGCCGAAUGUUGGAUAUGAAAACAUACUUGGAUGUGUCAAAGCUUCCCUGAGCUGUGGUUGUAACUGAGCUGAGUCGGUCCUGAAAGGGCACUGUUCCUGAUGGAAGGCAGCGCUCGUGAAUAAGGCACAUUGUACUCCCACUAUCUAAUAGGACUUUAAAGGUGUUCAUUGUCGGUAAGCCUUGGAUGGCUUUGCAUACUAGGAUGACUGCUCGCAGUACAUCCUGCACAUCCGGUGGUGUUUUCAGAGCUCUCAAGGUGACUGCCGUUGGGUUCUUAAGAGCUUCUUCAUUAUCAAGACCAUAAAGCUCAAGGCUGUCCGCUGGUGAUUGAGUGGAUGGUGGUGGAGGCAAUGCAAAGAAAGCCUCUUUCGGUGCAUUUGGAUGUMACCAUUGUUGAUUUGGUCCUUGUCCUUGUCCUUGUCCUUGUCCUUGUCCUUGUCCUUGUCCUUGUCCUUGUCCUUGUCCUUGUCCUUGUCCUUGUCCUUGUCCUUGUAUAAUUUUCAAAUCGAAUUUUCGCAAACGCAGUUUUUCAUCUUCGCACGAAGAUACAAUUCUCUAUUGAAAAUUAUACCUAGAAUUAGUACUACAUCCUACACAACACAACUCAGACUGGCACCUUCGAACUCCCAGGAAUAACAACCGACCAUGACCGGGCCCAACCCAAAGGGUAACAAGGACCCCCCGGAUCCAACUAAGGAUCCCCCAUCCCCGCCCUUCAAGGAGCUCCCAGCUCCUUUCCAGKGGCCUCCAGCUCCUUUCAAGCCCAGUAUUCCUAUUUUCGACGGAUCCAAGAUCAUUGCGAUGGAAGUGGUCCCCCCCGAUCCUGCUGUCCCCACCGAUCCCGAAGUCCCCACCGAUCCCGAUCCCCGGCGUCCUGGUACUACAAAGGACCAGCAGGAUCCAACCCAAGCCACUGAUCUAUCCCCACAAGGAUCCACCAAGCCAAUCACGAAGCACGGCUCCAAGGUCAGAGAUCUGGAACUAGCCCCGGCGCUUCCACUUUACGACCCUAAGGCCAAAGCCCCAACCGCGGUUACACCAGCUACAAAGGACCCCCUGAAGGAACAGGAUAAGCCCCCUAAGUCUCAUUGGGACCUCCUUGACAGUGGCUCCGAUGAGGACUCAUCAGUUGAAGUGGUUGAUGUUAUCCGUCCGAGGAACAGACACCCCAAGAAAGUCCUUCAAACAGCAGUUUGCAGAGCCUACGCUAGGGCUGCUAAAGGCCGCCAAUGGGCUCAGGGCCCCAAGMACAAGCAGCCUACAUCYGUUACSUUUGCAUGUCCCUCCACCCAUGCACAUUCAUAUUCAUGUACACUAAACUACGAAACUACCGAAAAAGCAAACAAAAAUAAACACACGACGCCACCGUUGUCUCCUGCAGAGGAUCAAUCUAUGUCUCCGGAACCAUCAUCUCUGGAGGAAUUGUCUCCGGAUGAGUAUCCGGAUACGGAGUAUCCGGAUGAGGAGUAUCCGGAUGAGGAGUCUCCGGAUGAAGAGUCUCUGGAUGAAUCGAUGUCUCCGGAUGAAUCGAUGAGUGAGUCUCCGGAUGCGUCUUCAGAGGAUUCUUCAGUUGCUGGAACCCCUCCCCCAUGGGCUUUCGCAGAUCCCCGACAAGUUCCUGGUCUUCGGACCAGCUGGCCUUCAUGGGCAGCUGGAUGGCCACGCCUCUCAGAUUCCAGCGGCUCGGAAAGCAGCUUGGAAAGCACCCUUCACCAGAAGCACAAGAAAACAAAGCUCACGGAGGAGGAGGAGGAAUCCGACUCAUCGAAGACGAUGGUGUCAAAUGCUCCCGCACCUAUGUUWCUUGAUCCAGCACCAGACUCCUUAAAUGAUUCAGGUGAUCCAGCACCAAACGUAGGCGCUAUAAGUGAUCCUUUAGUCCGUGAUAAAUCCGAGUUGACCGCAUUAAGUGAAGCUACAGUCCCUAUUGAUACUUCUGAAGUAUCAUUGGGCCCAAAGAACCAGCCCUUUAAGUGUACUUUACAAGCGCCCGAUCCAAAGAACCCAGUAGAACUGUGUACCUUACAAGCGCCCGAUUCAGAGAACCCACCAGCGAAUGAUCCCCUUAAGCAAAGUAUCCCAGAUGAAGCCAUGCCCCCUGCAGAGAAUCCAGUGGAACUGUCCCCCAGCAGCCCAGCGAAAUUUCCCAUUAAGUGUACUCCACAAGCGCCUGAUUCAGAGAACCCACCUUCGAAUAAGUGUACUGUACAAGCGCCCGAGACAGAGAACCCACCUUCGAAUGAGCCCCCUGUUGAAAUCCCAGGCGAGAACCCUAUGGAAUUGUCCCUCACAGACCCAGCGAAAUUUCCUCCUAAGUGUACUUUCCAAGCGCCCAAUUCAGAGAACCCACCGACAAAUAAGUGUACUGUACAAGCGCCCGAUUCAGAGAACCCACCUUCGACUGAGCCCCCUGUUGAGAACCCUAUGGAAGCGGAACAUCCCUGUUCAUUACUUAAUGAUCAGGAGGACCCUGCUAUGAUUGCCCCUGGAUCAUAUGCCAAACGAGCGUCGGCUUCGAGCCCGCAGCCCCCCCCGCAGGGGCAUAUCCCUGGCCCAAAAGGCUGUUUUUCUGUUUCUAAGCAGGCCCAAGGGUUAAAUACUGAGGAUUCGUCCCUAAAUACUCCGUCUUUAACCCCACAGACCCAAUUAAAUAACGAUUCCCAUGCUGUUUCUACUUCAACCCCCUCUUCUGUCCAUGUUUCUGGUACUGAUUCUACAGCUGGAUGGUUGCACAGGUACUCAGAUGAGCUCCAUGCGACGACCAAGGUUCCCACUGCAGAAUCUUACACUGAAUUACUCMAUGCAACCACMGCAGAAGCUCAAGCUUGGAUUCAAGUCACUCCCAAGAGAGGUAAACGGUCUUCUGAUGCRAUCACUUCUUCUAAACACCGUAAAUCCAAGGUCUCCUUCUCCAGUACAAAUUCUACCACUACCCGUACUACAGCAGCUACUACUGUUACAGGUAC